Messenger RNA from Morone saxatilis (striped sea-bass), 4911 nucleotides. Its product is annotated as protein diaphanous homolog 3-like. Gene Ontology annotation, cellular component: cytoplasm; actin filament. Lineage: Eukaryota; Metazoa; Chordata; Actinopteri; Moronidae. The record is from RefSeq and is a predicted model, not a curated record. The transcript is spliced from 29 exons. The coding region runs from base 361 to 3852 and encodes 1163 amino acids. Gene Ontology annotation, biological process: actin cytoskeleton organization; actin filament polymerization. Gene Ontology annotation, molecular function: actin binding; small GTPase binding; microtubule binding.
UCCAGGAAACGCUCCGGCUACUGCUUGUCAUGGUUAUAUAGCUUUACAUUAAUGUCCGUAUAAGAUUUGUCAAUGGGGAAAACCUUUACGUUGUAUGCAGUAUUCCUUGUGUUAGCGGAAACUAAAGAGUUAGGUUACGUGACAGUCCAUAAAUUGGAUUAGCGCUAAGUAAAGCCAUCGGUGAAUGAUAGUUUAGCACACUGGCUAGCUCGCUAACUUGACGGAUGGUAAUGUAGACAGUUUCGCGUGUGUUCGUCCUUCACCAUUUGAGGGUGUGUGUGCUAACAUUAUAUACAUUACAAGGUUAACGUAUUUAACCUAGUAGCUACCACCUCGCGUAGAAGUCACUAGGUUAACAACAUGGAUAGCUACAGUCAGCGGCUUGACUCUACAACCGGACGAGACAGCAAAAGAGAAAAGAAGAAGGGCUCUUCACACCACAGCACUUCAUGCUACGAUGAAGGAGAGCGCAAACCCAAGUUUCACUUACCCUUUAGAAACAUCACAGAUGAUGUGCUGGACAGAUUCGCCAGUAUUCGGAUUCCGGGUAGUAAAAAGGAGCGGCCACCCUUAUCACAUUCUAAACACAAUACUAAUGAUUGGUCCAUUUCUUCAUCAUCCACCUCACAUCAGUUUGAGGAGCUUUCAUCAAAGAUCACCUCGGAAAAAGAGAUCUUGGCUCUGUUUGAAAAGAUGAUGGAGGACAUGAACUUGAGUGAGGAAAAAAAGACUCCUUUGAGAGACAAGGACCUCAACACAAAGAGAGAAAUGGUCAUCCAGUAUAUAUUUACAGCCUCUAAAACUGGGAGCUUGAGAAGCAGCCAUCAGAUAUCCCCCCAGGAAUUCCUGGGAGAGCUGAAGUCGGGGGUGAUGGACGAACGUCUGUUUGCCUGUCUAGACUCAUUGCGAGUGUCCCUUACCAGCAACCCUGUCAGUUGGGUGCAGAGCUUUGGGCAUGAGGGUCUUGGACUGCUGCUGGACAUUUUGGAAAGGUUGCUGUUCAAGAAGCAAGAGAAAAUUGACAAAAGGAACCAACAUAAAGUUGUCCAGUGUCUCAAAGCCUUCAUGAACAAUAAGUACGGCUUGGAUCGAAUCCUGGGGGAGGAGAAAAGUCUUGCGCUGCUGGCAAGAGCCAUUGAUCCCACCCAGUCUGCCAUGAUGACUGACGUGGUAAAGCUGCUGUCAGCCAUCUGCAUUGUGGGCGAAGAGAACACUUUGGAAAAGGUCCUUGAAGCUAUCACCACAGCAGGGGAAUGGCGAGCCAUUGAGAGGUUCAGUCCCAUUGUGCAGGGACUACAAGAUCGCUCAGUUCAGUUACAAGUGGCAUGCAUGCAGCUCAUCAAUGCACUAGUAACAUCUCCUGAUGAGCUGGACUUCAGGCUGCACAUCAGAAAUGAAUUUAUGCGCUGUGGCCUGAAAGAGAUAUUGCCGCAACUGGCAACCAUCAGGAAUGAUGCCCUUGACAUUCAGCUGAAGGUAUUUGAGGAGCACAAAGAAGAGGACAUGAUAGAGUUCUCUCACAGGCUGGAAGACAUCAAGAGCGAGCUGGAUGAUGCGGGGGAUGUAUUCAGUAUUGUGCAGAGCAUGGUGAAGGACAGCAAUGCAGAGCCCUAUUUCCUCUCUAUACUGCAGCACCUGAUGCUCAUACGCAAUGACUACUUGAUCAGGCCCCAGUACUUUAAGAUCAUUGAAGAGUGUGUGUCUCAAAUUGUGCUCCACCGAAGUGGCACUGACCCCGACUUCAGUUACCGCAAGCGCCUGGAUGUGGACUUCAGCCACCUCUUAGAGGUGUGUGUAGAUAAAGCUCGAACUGAUGAGUAUGAACAAAGAGCUUCAGAACUGGCACAGAAGUUUGAUGAGGAGUUUCUAAGCAGACAGGAGGCACAAACUCAGCUGGUUAAGUGUGAAGAAAAAAUAGCUGACCUCCAAGCAGAGCUGCAGGCCUUCAGGUCCCAGAGGCAGUGGCAGAUGCCUCCUCCAUUUGGUGCCCCCCCUCCACCUCCUCUAGGGUUUGGUGGUGCUCUAGGUUCGCCCACUCACCAUGCACUGCCUUAUGGCCUCAGGCCUAAGAAGGACUUCAAGCCAGAGACCUCCAUGAAGCGCCUCAACUGGUCUAAGAUUCGUCCCCAAGAAAUGUCAGAGAGCUGUUUCUGGGUGCGGGCUGAUGAGGACCAAUAUGCAAAACCAGAACUACUCAGCAGAGUAGCUCUCACUUUUUGUUCGCAAAGAACAGCCAAAAAAGAAGAGGAGGAUCUAGAGGAUAAGAAAUCCAUAAAGAAGAGAAUUAAGGAGCUCAAAGUGCUCGAUCCUAAGAUUGCACAGAAUCUAUCCAUCUUCCUGGGUUCCUUCCGUAUGCCUUAUCAGGAAAUUCGUCGGAUGAUAGUGGAGGUGGACGAGGAGCAACUCACUGAACCUAUGAUUCAGAACCUUGUGAAGCACCUUCCAGAGCAGGAGCAGCUGAAUGCCUUGGCCAAGUAUAAAAAUGAGUACGCAAAUUUGUCAGAGCCUGAACAGUUUGGGGUUGUGAUGAGCAGCCUGAAGCGUCUGCGUCCUCGCCUCAGCCACAUCCUCUUCCGGCUACAGUUUGAGGAGCAGAUAAACAACCUGCGUCCAGAUAUCUUGGCUGUAAACGCCGCAUGUGAUGAGGUCAGGAAGAGUCGCUCCUUUGGCCGCUUGCUGGAGCUGGUGUUGCUACUGGGGAAUUACAUGAAUGCAGGCUCUCGAAAUGCCCAGACGUAUGGUUUUGACCUCAGUUCCCUUUGCAAGCUAAAGGACACAAAGUCAGCGGACCAAAAGACCACAUUACUCCACUUCCUGGCGCAAGUAUGCGAGGAAGAAUUUCCAAAUGUGAUCAAGUUUGUUGAAGACCUUGAGCAUGUGGACCGAGCUAGCAGAGUGUCUGCAGAGAAUCUGGAAAAGAGCCUCAGGCAGAUGGAGAGGCAGCUGCUGCAGCUGGAGAGAGACCUGGAGACUUUCUCCUCCCCCGAUGACCCCAACGACAUGUUCUUCACAAAAAUGGCUAGCUUCAGCAAGGUUGCACGAGAGCAGUAUGGCAAGCUCGUGAUAAUGCACAGCAAUAUGGAGACACUGUAUCAGAACAUGCUGGAGUACUUUGCCGUCGAUCCUAAGAAGACCUCUGUGGAGGAGCUGUUCACUGAUCUCAGCAACUUCCGGUCCAUGUUCACUCAAGCACUGAAGGAGAACCUGAAGCAGAGGGAGACAGAGGAGAAACAGAGAAGAGCACGGGCAGCAAAGGAGAAGGCGGAGCGUGAAAAGCAGGAGAGACAGCAGAAGAAGAGGAGGUUGCUGGAAGUCAAUACAGAGAAUGAUGAGACAGGUGUGAUGGAUAGUUUGUUGGAAGCCCUACAGUCAGGAGCUGCAUUCAGAGACCGCAGGAAGAGAGCGCCAAGACCCAGAGAUAACCAGCAGCAGACGAUCAGCCCCAGCUCCUUUCGCCAGGUUCUCAGGCCUGUUAACCAUGAAAACAACAAGGCACCUUUACAAAGGUCUCGCUCUCGGCAGAAUAUAAAUGCCGGUUCAGCGGUGGUGAAAGCUCCCCCUGCCAAGGAGGCCCAUAAUGAGUCUGAGGGCCAUCCAUCUGCAGCCCGGUCCAAGGCUGCUGCAUGUACGGAGUCAGGCCGCAGAUACAGGAACCCCCCGGGUCACAGCUACUGGCUGGACAGAGAGAGGGUGGUGGAGAGAGAGAUGGUUAAACCGACUGAGAAAGAGAUGGAGGUUGAAGCAGAGCCGCCAGCCUUCCAGCCGACCUCCACGGGUGCUGCGGUCAGCAGCUGUAGCACCAAUGGGGAAUCAGAUGUAGAGGCUCUGCUGGCCAAACUCAGGGCCUUGUGAGGUUCAUUUUUAUAUACAUAUACAGCCUGACGUAUGUUUGUGCCCACACAUGUUGAUGUUCUUCAACUGAUCUUGUAAACAAGCAGAAACUGAAGUUGAGAUAAAGUUGCAAAAGAUUUGUCAAGUAUAAAAGUUUAAUAAGGAAACAAAAACAUUAAUGAAGCCUUGUAAAAAAAAAAAUAUAUAUAUAUGUAUUAAAAAAUUUGUAUGCUUUUAACACUUUUCUAAAAGAAACGUCUUACAGGUAGAGCACUUUGGCUCACAGAAUGUCCUCAGAACUUACUUCAUAAAAUAGAGACGGAUUUACAACAGUAGUGAUUCAAUGAAAACAUACAUUAUAGUUUACAUAUAGAGAGAAAACAUACAGCCUGAUCCUGUACUACUAAACGCGUUUGGCUAUCCCUAAAAAUGGGAAUACAUCAUAGCUCUUUCUCUGAAAGUAAAAGAUACAAUGUUGCAUAGCACUUUCCUUGUAAUGCAGAAAACAAUAUCCAUUCCCUUUAUAUUGGCAUGCAUCACUUAUAAGUUCUUCUACUGUAACAUUUAUUUUACACCUUUAUCAUAUAAUUAUCUUUAUUUUAGUUUUUAAUUACACAUUAGUUAUUUUCAUAUGCAUGUUAAUGGUCUUGUACAAGUAAGAGACAUUUGGUAUUUAAUUACUUUCUUUUUUCUUCUUUCUCAUUCCUUGUGAGAUGACGGAGUGUCUUUUUAUAUUCAAAGCAUCAAUCUAAUAUUUGUAUUUUCUAUAAAGAUGUCUGCAUUCUAUAAAACUAUAAAUAUAUAUGCAAAAAAUGUCCAAUACAUAUGAGUUAUGACAUAUGAUUGCUUUCACAGGUUAGACCAGUAAUUAGAUGUAAUUUGACAAGUUGAUUUUGGUUGACCUAAACUGUUUUGUCUGUUUGUCUUAGUGAGAAGAUUCAUACACAGUGAGAAUGAGUUUGCUGCAGUGUCUGAGUAUUCUAAAUAUCCACAAUGUGGCACAAGACAAACAAGUUCACCGCUGAUUAUCUUCUCCUACAUUCCUACUGAAAUCACUCAGAUCUUAAAGCAUAGUGGUUG